Syzygium oleosum is the source of this 1295-nucleotide messenger RNA. RefSeq names its product alpha-(1,4)-fucosyltransferase-like. Gene Ontology annotation, molecular function: alpha-(1->3)-fucosyltransferase activity. Bases 1 to 1275 code for a protein of 424 amino acids. Gene Ontology annotation, cellular component: membrane. NCBI's taxonomy places the organism in Eukaryota, Viridiplantae, Streptophyta, Magnoliopsida, Myrtales, Myrtaceae. The transcript is spliced from 5 exons. The record is from RefSeq and is a predicted model, not a curated record.
AUGAGAGCGUCAUUAUUGAACGGCAACAGUUCACGUCUUUUUCUUAGAAGAAUCGCCGGUGGUGGCAAUUCUCUCGCUUUAGGAAGCGUUCGGAGUCCCCUUAAGGCGCAAAACCCGACUAAAGCAGCAGGGUUCUUGAGUUGCAAAUCAAUGUCGACAAAUUUGCCGGCGGUGCAAGUGAAGGAAAAGAUCGAUCUGACAGAGAAGGAGAAGAUGAUCUUUGAUAGGCUUCUCGCCACCAUUCGCCACUUUGAUCUCUCUAUCGAGCUGCGUGUGGCUGGUGACUGGGUCCGUAAUAAGCUCGCGGCUUUCGAUGGUGAAUCAGGGUGCGGCGAGCUGCGGCUGAGCCACGUCAGUGUGCUGGUCAAAGGGUGGUUUUGGAUCCCCGACAAUUUGGACAAUUUGUAUCUGUGCCGGCGUGGGUUGAGCUGCUUGUGGACUAAGAAUGAUUAUCAUGCGCUACCUAAAUCUUCGGUUCUUGCGGACAAGCUCGACGCGUUGCUGUUCCAGAGCUCGACGCCGCCGCUUCUGCGGCGCAAUGGAGAUCCACUUCGUGUAUACAUGGAUCUGGAGGCUAGCCAAAGGAGAUCAGGCCGAGAAGAUAUAUUCAUCAGUUACCAUGCAAAAGACGAUGUCCAGUCAACCUAUGCCGGAUCACUUUUCCACAAUGGUCGAAAUUACCGCGUUUCUUCUUAUAAGGACAAUGAGACACUGGUUUAUUGGUCUUCCUCUCGUUUCCUUGCUCAAAGGAACGAACUCGCAAAAAAGCUCCUCAAGUUGCUGCCUCACCAUUCAUUUGGCAAGUGCCUAAAUAAUGUCAGCGGUCUCGACAAGGCGCUGUCUUUCUUUCCCGAGUGUGCCAACGAUACCAGUGUCGCUCCAAAAUGGUGGGAUCAUUUGCAUUACGCCAUGUCUCAUUAUAAGUUUGUUCUUGCAAUCGAGAACACUUGGACGGAAAGUUACGUGACGGAGAAGCUAUUUUAUGCUCUGGAUUCCGGGGCGGUCCCCAUCUAUUUUGGUGCCCCCAGUGUCAUGGACUUUGUCCCUCCGCAUUCGAUCAUAGACAGGAACAAGUUCAGCUCCGUGGAGGAAUUGGCAACUUUCGUGAAGUCCCUUGCGAAUGAUCCAGUGGCGUACGCCGAAUACCACGCGUGGAGGAGAUGUGGUGUAUUAGGUAAUUAUGGAAGCACACGUGCGACAAGCCUCGACACCUUGCCGUGCCGAUUAUGUGAGUGCAUUAGCAAGAAAGGCGGGGGAAACGCGAAAGCUUUAUAAGAGUUGAUUCUUUUUGAAUA